Messenger RNA from Oncorhynchus gorbuscha (pink salmon), 1405 nucleotides. RefSeq names its product tyrosine-protein phosphatase non-receptor type 12-like. Gene Ontology annotation, biological process: peptidyl-tyrosine dephosphorylation. The record is from RefSeq and is a predicted model, not a curated record. Lineage: Eukaryota; Metazoa; Chordata; Actinopteri; Salmoniformes; Salmonidae. The transcript is spliced from 3 exons. Gene Ontology annotation, cellular component: cytoplasm; nucleus. The annotation marks the transcript as partial. Gene Ontology annotation, molecular function: non-membrane spanning protein tyrosine phosphatase activity.
GACGAUGGGCUCAGCCCAGAGAAAGCUGGACACCAGUCAGACGAGGGAGCGAUGGGACACACCGCCCCCCAAACCACCGCCUUGAAUUGCUAUCGCUGUCUUAAUUUCUCUCUCCCAUUUUCUCCCCUCGCCAUCCUCCUCUCGCUCCGCUUCUUGCGUCCCCCCCCCCCUCUCUCUCUCUCUCUCCCCCCCCACUUUUCUCUCAGCAGUCAGUUGGAAGGGGAUGUGAAAGAGGAGAUCCUUCAGCCCCCAGAGCCUCGCCCGGUUCCUCCCAUCCUGACCCCGUCUCCCCCCUCUGCCUUCCCCACCGUCACCAACGUACGUCAGGACAACGACCGCUACCACCCCAAGCCGGUCAUCCACGUCCUGGCCUCUGCACAACAACAACAGCAGCCCCAGAAAGCCCAACAGGCCCAACUGUCCCCCGACCUGAAGGACAACUAUAACAAGACAUCGUUGGACAGUGUCCCCUCAGGAGGCCCCCCUGCCCAGGCCCCCUCUCCCUCCUCCCCCUCCCCAAUGGAUGGGGCAGUGCGUCUAGAGAGGAAGCUGAGUAUUGAGAUACAGAAGGUUCCCUUACAGGAGGGUCCUAAGAGCUUCGAUGGUAACAGCAGGCUGCAAAGAUCCCUUGCCUUCAAGGCCCGCUCCAACACCUCCAGUUCCUCUCUUUCUGAGGACUCAGGGGCCGACGGGGGGGCCCCCAACAUGACGCACCAGGGCGCCUUCGGACCCCUCCCCUCCCGCCCCAACCACCUGCCCCUUAAGGGGGAGAAGGCGGGUCAGGCAGGCUGGAUCAGCCCAGAGAAAGCCCCCACACCUCCAGCCCUGGUGGCUGGGUCAGAGAGCACCCCCACCUCCAAUCUGACCUCUUCCCAGCCCCUCUCCUCCACCUCCACCCCUGUCAGGACUGCUCUGAGCUUCACCAAUCCUCUGCACUCAGACUUCCCUGAUGUGAAGGGAGAUGGAGGAGGGGAGGGUUCCAGACCCUCCUGGUCCUCCAAGGCUACGGCCACGGUUACGGCGGCCCACGGCGAACACCCGCCCAGGAAGGUGUCGCCCAUGUCCAUCGCCGAGCAACGGUCGCCGACGGAAACGGCAUCAAACAGUGACCAGAGUGAAGAUUCUCCUCCCCCUCUACCUGAGAGAACCCCAGAGUCCUUCAUUUUGGCCACAGGUGUGUUUUAACGGUCCGAGACAGGGAUCAUCUUGAUCUCCAAGUCUUGGUCUCAUACAUCAGGAAUGGUGAGCUGUAGUAAGAUGUCUGGCAUCAUGAGACGACAGACAAGGGAGGGUCUGCAAUUUCCAACAUCCUGGAGAGCCAAUGUGUUGCAGGCUUUUGUUCCAUCCCAACUGUGAGUUAACACAUCUGAUUAAAAUGAUCAACUAAUCAUAGUCUCUUAUUUAA